AUGCGACUUCGGGCAAAAAACCAACGCGUGGUGGAAUAUGCGAUCGAGGCGAUCAAGCUGGGGUCUACGGCGGUGGGCAUCCAGACCAAGGAGGGGGUGGUCCUAGCGGUGGAGAAGCGCCUCACGUCUCCCCUCCUCGAGCCCAGCAGCGUAGAGAAGGCGAGCGACGAAGUGCUGGUUGGCAUUGACCUGUCAUGCUGGUUUUGAGAGAGGACACGGUGUGUCAUUGCCUCGCCCGUGAGGGACCCGUCUCGCCUCUCUCCGUUUCUUGCAGCUGGCCCGGCAUCGAAUUUUUUGGACGGCAAAAGCUAUCGCUUUUCACUUGAGAUUGUGGUGAGGUGGCUAUGUGUUAUUACUGUUAGCAUCGACCGCGCUUCUAACCGGCUGACCACUGAAAAAGAAGCCAGUCUCAGUUACUAUUGAAAGCACAAAAAAUGCUUCUAAAUGGACAAGAGGUUCAUGUGUGAGACUGCUGUCAUGGAUCCAGAUCAUGGAGGUGGACUCGCACAUCGGUGCGGCGAUGAGCGGGCUGAUCGCGGACGCCCGAACCCUGGUCGACCACGCCAGGGUGGAGGCGCAGAACCACCGAUUCACAUACGACGAACCCAUGCGCGUCGAGGCGCUGACCCAGGCGGUGUGCGACCUGGCCCUCAGCUUCGGGGAGGUUUGUGGUUGUUGUCGUCGUUGUUAUUUCAGUUGUUUUUGUUGCUGUUGCUGUUGUUGUUGUUGUUGUUGUUGUCAUUCGUAGUAGUUACUAUUGGUCUCAUGUUGUGCGAAAGUCUCUGUUGUGUGUUUCUGGCAUGCCUUUGUGCACCCUAUGUGCUGGUUGCGUGAGUUUGUUGUGGUUGUGGAUUCCGAACACACGUAGUGUUUGCUCAAGCUUUCAAUGUCCAGGCAACUUCUCAAUGUCCAGGC
Ectocarpus sp. CCAP 1310/34 is the source of this 915-nucleotide messenger RNA. The record is from the annotation of a GenBank genome assembly. NCBI's taxonomy places the organism in Eukaryota, Phaeophyceae, Ectocarpales, Ectocarpaceae.